UUCAAGGAGAGAGAAAGAGGCAAAUUGGGCUGAAAUCAUUUAUUUUGCUUGCAUCCCAUCUCGCUGUGAGGGAGAGUCAUAGCAGGCAGACAAUGAGCCCAUGUUCAAAGUCAAAGACACAGGAGAACAGCCUCAGUGUCCUCCUAAGCAGCGAGGAGAAUGAGCGUCUAGUGGAGCUGCUGGGCCGAAGGCGUUUGACCCUCGCCACUGCAGUUGUGCAGCUGUACAUGUCCCUGCCUCACAGCCCCUCCCUCUGGAGUCUGCAGCAUGCUGGAGUGGUGUGCUUCAUCAAGGACAGCCAGCACCGCUCCUACUUCAUUCGCCUCUAUGACAUUAAGGAGGAAAAGCAGAUAUGGGAGCAGGAACUAUAUGACCAGAUGAUUUACUGUAGUCCUCAGCCCUACUUCCACACCUUUGCUGCAGAUGACUGCCAGGUGGGGCUGAACUUCAGCAGUGAACAGGAAGCAGAAGCUUUCAAAAACACUAUGGAGGAGACGAUCCGCCAGAGAGCAAAUCGCCAAGAUAGAAGAAGACUGCCACCCCCACCUCCUGCUGAUGGACCAGCAUUGUAUCCUGGAACCCUGGUGACGGUCAACAUCCCAAACCCUGACAUUCGGGCAUUACACUAUCAGCCAGCAGCUGUCCCUACACCAGCACCUGCCUGCAUCAGCAAGAUCAAAAAUGACAAGAAGACAAAAAAUCGCCCCAAACUGACUAAAGCUGACAUAGGCGCCCCCUGUGGCUUCAAACAUGUCACUCACAUAGGAUGGGACUCUAACACAGGAUUUGAUACCAAUAACCUGGACCCCGACUUAAAGAAGCUCUUCUCCUGUGCUGGGAUCAGUGAGGACCAGCUGACUGAUGCUAAAACCUCCAAAAUCAUCUAUGACGUCAUUGAGAAGUCAGGAGGGCUUGAGGCAGUCAAAGAGGAGAUGAGAAAACAAGAUUCCACAUUGCUCCCACUCCAUUCAGAUCAACCUGCCCCCAAUCAUGGGACCCUGCCACCUCAACACCUGCAUCAGCAUCUCUCCAUGGCUGCCCCUCCUCCCCCUCCGCCCCCCCCUGCUCCAAUCCCCAGUAAUGCUGACUACCCUGCAGGUCAAGGGGCCUUACUAGACCAGAUCCGUCUGGGGAAGAAGCUGAAAAAUGUGACAGAAAGUCCAGACUCCCAAGCCCCAGUCCAGGUAGAGUGCAGUGAGGGUAUUGUGGGAGCGCUCAUGAUGGUCAUGCAGAAAAGGAGCAAGGUCAUCCACUCCUCAGAUGAGGAAGACGGUGACAAAGGGGAUGAUGAGGAUGAUGAGUGGGAUGACUAAUAAAUCUUUUUAUUUAAAGCUCCUCUUUCUGCUCAUCUGUAAAGUUAGAUUCUUAUGUUAGUCAGUGUUUUGGUGUCUUUUGCAAAUCAGCACUGUGCAUGGUUCCUCUGAGCUGCUA
Megalops cyprinoides (Indo-Pacific tarpon) is the source of this 1431-nucleotide messenger RNA. Its product is annotated as wiskott-Aldrich syndrome protein-like. Gene Ontology annotation, biological process: regulation of Rho protein signal transduction; actin filament organization. The transcript has 11 exons. The record is from RefSeq and is a predicted model, not a curated record. NCBI's taxonomy places the organism in Eukaryota, Metazoa, Chordata, Actinopteri, Elopiformes, Megalopidae. The coding region runs from base 93 to 1313 and encodes 406 amino acids. Gene Ontology annotation, molecular function: actin binding; small GTPase binding.